Molecule: messenger RNA, 956 nt
Organism: Melitaea cinxia (Glanville fritillary)
Lineage: Eukaryota; Metazoa; Arthropoda; Insecta; Lepidoptera; Nymphalidae
Exons: 2
Coding region: 135-773 (212 amino acids)
Source: RefSeq, a predicted model, not a curated record
CUUGAUAGACGCCUCCCGGGGACUCUCUCACGUAAUAUCGGAUUUAAGAUAUUUUAUUUAAACAGCUACUUAAAUAAUAACUCAUAGCUAAAGUGGCUUGCCAAAAUAAUUAGUCAAAGAACUAGUAUCAAGCCAUGUUGAUAAAUUAUACUAGUCACAAUGAUGACGACGAAAUAUUGCAUUCGCUCGGUGACGACAAUUCAGCAUUUCGAGUAACUGUGCAAUUAGAGCGAUAUUUUAAAGAUUCUCGCUCCCGUUGUUACAUCAUGAUCGGAAGGAGAGGUCAAGUGAGCUACCUGGAGCACCGGAUAAAAACGAUCUUCAAUUUGCCCGGCAGUUUUUGUCUGCGCACCAAUGGAUACUUGUUGCCUUCGCACGAGCCGAUCUCCGUGAUCGUUCCUGGAGAUGUCGUAGAAGUUGUACCCCUCGAAGGAACACAAGAGAUAUCCUCUCCAUCUCCUCCAGCCGUAAAUGUCAGUAACAGACAAACAGAACGUAUUCAUAGUGCUCGAGUACCAAACGAAGCGCCACACCGGGCGAAUUCUCGUACGACAGUCGAUGACGAACUAGAUGAUCCGUAUUGGCUUCAACUAUUGAUGCGCCGAACUCUGGCGUUACUGAACGAAUAUCGCCACGCGCCCGCUGCGAUGAUCGAUGAUGCGGACUUGUGGGACAUGGUGCGCGCGGCUGGAGACGAGCCACCUCCGCGCCGAGCGCAUCAGGGUACGCCCGAGACGGAACCGCAAGAGGAGCCGGAAAGGGACCAGCCAUAAAUUACGUCAUAUCAUAAAGGGGGGGGGGCAGGGGGUCCACGAAGUGUGACAUUGUGUGACUAAGGGUGGGAGGCGAUGCAAUGUUUUGUGAAAUCUAAUUUCAAUGUAUAAUAGGUAUGCUGGAUUGAUGAUGAUUUUUUUGAAAAAUAAUCAAUGUAAAACGAAAUAAAAAUAAUGUUGAAA